GCUGCAACUAUGAACAACUCCUCUAGGUAACGCAUGUCACCAGCUUAAUAUGCUUUAAACGAGCGCUCAGGCCAUCGACUUUCGAAGCCAGGCUGUCAGAGUCUCGUGGGCAGACCAGAUGCCCGCUGCAGCUGGGUAGGCACCCUUGUGGCUCGCCCCUGAAGAUGGUUGAAAACUUCGUCGGCAGCGACCAGCUCGUGUCACCUCCACAGAAGAAACCAAGAUCCCCCCCAAAGCCAGUCCGUAGAUUAGAGAAGCCCUCCUCUUCUUACUCCAACAUCUCACCCUGCAUCUGCAGAGAACUGCACUACCAAUGCAAUCCCGUAUCAUGUCCUCAAGCUCGCUUCUGCCAGCCAGCGUAUGAUGCUUUGAGGAAGGAAGAACGGUUUCAGAUCUAUUUCGAUAUUUCUGUGGAGGAAUUGGCAAGGACGACGGGAGAGGGAUGUAGUGUGUGUGGUGUUUUUUAUGAGGGGUUUCAAAAGCAUGUUGAGAAGUUUGAUGUGGAGGGGAUAUUGGGAUUGAGAGAGGAAGAAGGAGAAGGAGGCUUAGAGGAGCGGGAUGUAUUUUUAAGGGUGCCGCUGGGGAGUAACUAUCGCUUUUCUUUUGACGUUGGAAAAGAGAGGAGGGGGGAGAUCAGACCGAGUAUCGGGCCAUUGGAGUUCUUUAAACCACAAGUUUCAGAAUGGUCCGACUCAUGCCGUGUCUUCGAACCCGCUGGAUACGUUUCUCCGUCCACGAGCUCAUAUCACACCUUUGAAAACAUUCAUCACUGGAUCGAUACGUGCCGUAGGGAGCAUCCCAUGUGUCCCGGCUUAAAGCUAAAACCAAACGAACUACCUAGCCUGCUUGUUGACGUUGGACCACAUAGCGAUGGUGCCCAUUGCAAACUUCGUGAGACGAGAGGGCAGAAAGGACAUUACCUUACUCUCAGCCAUUGCUGGGGCAAAACCAAGAUGUUCCGUACCACCACUGCAACACUCGAAGCUAGGAAAUUGGCGAUCAGUUUAGAGGGGCUGUCCCAGACGUUUCGAGAUGCUUGCUCAUCACGCGCCGGUUGGGCUUCCGAUAUCUCUGGAUUGACAGUUUGUGUAUCAUAUAAGAUGAUCCGAGGGACUGGGAAGCCGAAUCGGCAAAGAUGUGCUCAAUAUACGAGCUUUCAUUCCUGAUGAUAUCAGCUGCUCACGGAUCAGAUGGAGAAGCUGGCUGUUUUGUAGAAAUGGCCGAGGACCAACAGUCCUACGAGAUCCCUGGAGUUUCUGGCGGUGGCAAGUCAGGUAUCUCCAUUCGACGGCAAAAAGGACAUCGGGACUUCGACGGUGAAGGGAUGUACGAUCAUGCUUUAUUCAAGAGGGCGUGGACGUUCCAGGAACGUUUACUGGCACCAAGAAUCAUCCACUUCAUGAAGAACGAGUGUGUGUGGGAAUGCUCAA
Hyaloscypha bicolor E is the source of this 1430-nucleotide messenger RNA. RefSeq lists its product as uncharacterized. The record is from RefSeq and is a predicted model, not a curated record. Lineage: Eukaryota; Fungi; Ascomycota; Leotiomycetes; Helotiales; Hyaloscyphaceae. The transcript has 3 exons. Bases 165 to 1166 code for a protein of 333 amino acids.